AUGGAAGACUCAAGACUCAUCGAACUAGUGCGUGAACACCCUUGUCUUUUUAACGCAAAACACCACCUGUACAAGGAUGCAAACGUCAGAGAUAACGUGUGGAGUGAAAUUGGCAUGAAAAUGAAAUUACCAGCUGAAGAGUGUAAAAACCGAUGGAAAAAUAUCCGGGAUACAUAUAUGAGGCGCAAAAGAGCCAAAAAACUUCCCACAGGAUCUGCGAGUUCAAAGAAAGUGCGCAAAUGGCAUCUUGAAGACUACCUUGAAUUCAUGAACGUGGUCAAAUGUGAGAGAGAGACAGUCACAAAUACUAUCACUCAAGAUGAUGAAACAAAAGUUGAUGGACAAGAAACUGAAAAUGUUGAAAUGGCCGAAGAAUCUGUUUAUUCUGAAAUUCGUGAUCCAGAGGAUCUUAACAAAUAUCUAUCCGAAGAACCCGAGCAGCUCGAUGGUGAUGGUGUGCCGAAGCAAUCAAAAAAACGAAAGCUGAAAACUAAAUUAUCAGGAGAAAGUAUUCUCAAAGUUUUAAAGAGGAAUUCUGAAGAAAGAUCUAAACUAAUGUCAGCUAUUUUGGAUAAGCCAAAAGAGCAACAUCCCAUUGAUGUAUUUUUCCAAAGUAUGGCUAUGACAGUUAAAAAAUUUUCCCUGAAAAUCAAAUCCGUGCGAGGAUGGAAAUUUGUCAAAUUGUUAGCCAAUUGGAAUUGGAAGAAGUAA
Molecule: messenger RNA, 711 nt
Organism: Homalodisca vitripennis (glassy-winged sharpshooter)
Lineage: Eukaryota; Metazoa; Arthropoda; Insecta; Hemiptera; Cicadellidae
Exons: 3
Coding region: 1-711 (236 amino acids)
Biological process (GO): regulation of transcription by RNA polymerase II
Cellular component (GO): nucleus; transcription regulator complex
Source: RefSeq, a predicted model, not a curated record